Molecule: messenger RNA, 1698 nt
Organism: Capsicum annuum
Lineage: Eukaryota; Viridiplantae; Streptophyta; Magnoliopsida; Solanales; Solanaceae
Product: probable protein phosphatase 2C 47
Exons: 4
Coding region: 374-1432 (352 amino acids)
Biological process (GO): protein dephosphorylation
Molecular function (GO): cation binding; protein serine/threonine phosphatase activity
Source: RefSeq, a predicted model, not a curated record
ACGAAAAAACUCUAGACAGAUUGGGGAUAAAUAUCCCAAAAAAGAUCAAACCUACCCCUUAACACUCAUCGAAGUUCCAUUAGGGAUUUCAAGAAAACAAUUUGUGCCUACACAGUACACGCGUCUACCGUCCCCACGACUUUUUUAGUUUUUUUUUUUCUUUUAUUCUCACACGCAGAAUUUCAUUUCUAUAUACAGUAGUUGAAUUCCAGCUUAUCAAGAUUUUUGUUUUGCUUUUUUUCUCUAUUGGGUUUUCAAGAAAGUCCUAGAAUCUUGAUUGUAUUGACUAAAAAAUCGAACCUUUAGCAACACACCAUCAUAGAAUUAACAAAGUAGUUUUAGUUUUUUGGGGUUUUGUUGUAAUCUGAUAAAGAUGGGAGCUGAAGCUGAGGUUAUGGUUCAACUUCAACAUACUAUCCCUGUGUUGGAUGUCUCAUGUUGUUCUGAUUUGGAUGUCAAAUCCCCCGAGACAACCAUAUUGCAAUUCAUUCCGAGCAUUCGCUCAGGUAGCUUUGCAGAUACUGGCCCACGUAGGUUCAUGGAAGACGAGCAUAUAAGGAUAGACGAUCUAUCUGCACACCUUGGCUCACUCAUGAGGUUUCCGAAGCCCAGUGCUUUCUAUGGGGUGUUUGAUGGUCAUGGAGGAUCGGAAGCUGCAGCUUAUGUGAGAAAAAAUGUACUUAACUUAUUCUUCAGAGACACUAAUUUCCCAGAGACUUCAGAAGUUGAUGAGGUAUUUCUAGAAGGGGUGGAGAGCUCUCUUCGGAAAGGGUUUCUUCUGGCUGACCUUGCUUUAGCUGAUGACUGCAAUAUCAGCAGUUCUUCUGGAACCACUGCGCUGACAGCUCUUGUGUUGGGAAGGCUAUUAAUGGUGGCAAAUGCCGGAGACUGCCGAGCAGUCCUUUGCCGUAACGGAGAGGCAAUUGACAUGUCCCAAGACCAUAGACCAAAUUAUCCAUCAGAGAGGAGGCGUGUUGAAGAGUUAGGUGGAUUUAUUGAUGAUGGCUAUCUGAAUGGUACACUAUCAGUGACGAGAGCCUUGGGGGACUGGGACAUGAAGCUGCCUCGUGGCUCUGCCUCUCCUCUGAUUGCAGAGCCAGAAUUUCGACAGAUAGUUCUGACAGAUGAUGAUGAAUUCCUCAUUAUUGCUUGUGAUGGAAUCUGGGAUGUCAUGUCUAGCCAACAAACAGUUAGUCUAGUGCGUCGAGGGCUAAGACGGCAUGAUGAUCCUGAACAGUGUGCGAAGGACCUUGUCAUGGAGGCCUUGCGGCGCAAUACAUUUGACAAUCUUACAGUAAUUAUUGUAUGCUUUACUUCCCCUGAUCAUCAAGAGCUAUCACCAAUUCGUCCAAGGAGAUUAAGGAGCUGCAGCUUCUCUGCAGAAGCCUUGUGUAGCUUGCAGAGCUGGUUAGACAACAACGGGAGCCAUUGAUGGUGGUGCAAGCUGUUUGCGGCUGCCUCAUUUGGGCAGAAUAAAGAGCAGCUAUAGUUUUGGUAGUUAUAUCUUAUUUUGCUGUUGUAUUUGGGUGGCUGUAUGCACAUACAAUUGGUUGGUGAGUGGGGGGAGCUACACUGACUUUUAGUUUAUUAUGUCUGUUGUUAGUGUAUGGCCGUGUUUAUGUAACUCAUUCUAUUAGUUGUACAUAAUGAACCCUUGUUACUUUUUGCUCAUUAUAGUAACUAGAUUGCUAUUCCUUA